AUAUAUGGUUUGUGACGUCACUAGCAAUCAGCUGAUUCUGUAAGCCACAACAAACUACUGACAGGACGUCAAUAGAGCUGCUGCGAAAAAUUUCCCCGUGAAUUGACCGCCAAAAACGUCGUUGAAUUCCUUCUUAACACCUUCCUAUCUACCUCAAGUUACUAAGUAACAGUUGCCCUGCCUUACUAAGGAUCUAUCGACACUGUGAAGAGGAAUUUUACGUUUUCAGGUUCUGAUAUUCUGCAUUGUGUGAGUUAAGUACUACACGUUAGCUGUGCCAAGAUGUUCAACGCUGUGACAAACCUACUGUUCGGUGCUACUGAGGAGGUCGGGGACUGUGACCUGAAGACCUCCACCCUGGAUGAUGACUGGGUGCUAGUUGAACUCCCUGCUGGCAUGAAUAUACAACAAAUGGAGAAGGAGACGGAGGCCCUGGCUCAAUCAACGCCUGCUGAGGUCCCGUCAACCUCGUCCACCCCGGUUCCCAUUCCUGAAAACCACCCUGUGGAAGAGAGCUGGUUUGUGACCCCGCCUCCGUGCUUCACCGCCGGUGGUCAAUCUCCCGUAGCCAUGGAAACCAACCCCAUGGAGAACUUGCUCAUAGAGCACCCGAGCAUGUCCGUGUACGUCCAACGGCCGUCCCGCAAUAGCUCGGGGGAAACGACGGAAUCUAGUGACUCUAGUGGACCAAGGCAGCAAAGGAGAGACGUGGUGCAGAGGCCACCGCAGAGGGCCGCCGCCAUCGCGGCCAGGGUAGGAAUCGUCGAGCAGGCCAAGAUGACCCGGCACGCUCAACGAGUCCAGGAACGCCACGAGAAGAAGGCGUACAGCAAGACCAACCUGCAGCGCGCUAACCUGACCAGCUGCCGUCCCAUCCGGGCUUCCCAUCACAACCGCAACCGGGGCCUGAUGUGCAAGCAGCCACGGGGCCGCGUCAACAAGGGCAGGUGUUAAAGUCGUGCCUUGGGCUCUGCUGAAGUCAUUGUCAGCUGUCUCUUCAGUUUGAGCCCGUUUAUUAAGAGUGUGAUUGGCUUCGGCCCAGGCCCAGUGUAGCCUAGCAUUUGUUUUCAUCUAUCAUAAACCAACCAUCCAUCUGAAUUUUAAACUGUUAUAGUUUCCCAUGUUAGUAAUAAUUGUUGACGUAUUUCUAGGAAAAGCAGUGCAUCAGUUUGGCAGUUGUGUGUAACAGUUUGCGUGAUGCAUGUCUAACCAGACUUAUUAUAAACAAGAUACAAACAAUCCUCAAAGAAGCCGUGUGUGCACAAAUGUUCUGUUGUAUCAACAAAUUCGGGCUCUCAGGGAAAAUGAACAUAAAUUUGAACAUCUCAUUAUUUCUGUUUUUUGUUGCUCUGCAUUAAGGGUGGAAAUGUCAAUUUAUAAUAAUGAUUACUAUAAUGUUAUGUAUCAUGUAUGUAUGUAUUACAAAACCCUGUAUGAUAACUAGUGUACAUGUGUAGCUUGGGAUUGUACAGUGUUUGUGACAAAUUUAGUUACAUAACAACUUUAUCACCGAUGCCCUCAGCAAAAACAACAACUUAGAUCACAAGGGCUUUGGUGACAGUAAACCUAUUUGUAUAGUACAUAAAUCACUUGUUGGACCAAUUACAUUAGUAGCUGUAAUAUAUUCUAGGUGUGAAUUCUACUUCCACCUCAUUCAAUAUUGAAAAUUGUAAAAAAAAAUAUUCUAUGGUUACAUCUCUGGUAGAUGGUACAAAAGUUGUGAUGUGUGGGUAGACAUAUUUAACCAUAGCUAUGCAAAGGUAUAUAUCUGGUCUAUUUAUGAUGGCGUGAAUGAGCUGAUUGUUAACCCUAGGUGUGUUAACCCUUGACACAACCAUUUGUUCUUACUGCAUUAUUAAGUGGAAUUGAAUGUUUGGGUGCAGGCAAGGUGUGUAUGUGUUUUACGAGCGACAAAGUUUCCCCCGAAGUUGCAAGCUGAAGUUAUUAAAGAUAAACCUUUCCAAUAAAAAGAUGACAUGGUGCUAUGUUAAAACAAGUCUCCUGGCAGCUGAUUGAGAAUUUGUGGACUUGUAAAAGGUGAGAAACAUUGGAAACUACCUGCAGAUCAUAGUUAUGUUUAUAACGCAUACGCAUAACACAGGGAGUUUGUUUCCAGUGUUUCUUUGCCUGACAAAUAUUGAAAAUGGCAGUCUGACCAUAGCCACACUUCCACAACACUCUUUCUAAAAAAAAUGAUUCUGUUAUUCACCAACUUGACAUUGCUUCCUCUAGAACUGCAAUAUAGUCAUGAGCUAAAAACAUAUUGAUGGUGGUGGCUUGGCUGUGGUCAUAAUGUCACCAUAGUUGGGGCAUAUGUAAUCACUGGGCUGAAAACAUACUUCCGUGCGCAAUGGUUAUUUGUGCAACACUUGAUAAAACAUUGGAUAAAACUACUAGCACAAGGAUGAUACCAUUACACAUCCUUGAUAAGGGUUUGUCUGAUUGACAUCCUCUUUGUUGGACCUAAUCUCUGCGACCCAGUGCUCACAUCUGCCUCAGAUAAGUCAUGUUUCCUCGUAAGUCAGUUCUGACUGAAAGAUGUCUUAAAAAGCUAAUGUAAUAAAGUAAUUUGAGGCUUGCCAGCAGUAAAUCCCAAAAUAAACUACAGCUGUACAGAAAAUUGACUUGAAAAAAAAAAGAAGACAUCUGAAAGUCAAUGCUGACAGCUUGAAUACGUUAAGCUAUUGAGCAUAACUACAUCCUCACUAUAGGAACCCUCUUUCUACAUCUUGGGUAAAGUUAGCCCUAAUGAUAAAGCUGUGAUGUCAACCCUUGGGUGAACAAACACAGCAUGUAAUUUUAACCUCUCAUCACCUUGCUGAGUGCAUAUAAGUCUUGCACCUCUACAAGUUAUGAAACAUGUAGUACUUUGUACAUAUAUUGUAGAUGCAAGGAGGUAAAAAAUCAAAUUUAAAGCUCCUUGGUAGAUGUUAUCAACAUAGUCUGAAGUUAGUACUAGAUGGCUAGGCGGCUAAUUGAUGUAGAUUAUGGUGUUCUUACGGUUAGAAAAGUUGAGGACUGUGUAACAUUUAAUUGUAAGUGAGAGGAGAGGGUAUAACUCCUAAGGAGUACACCCUGUGUAAGAAAUGGUGUGAUGGUUUGGUGAAGAGUCGAUGGCUUUGGAAAGUGGGAAAGAUUUUUUUGUGGGAAGGACUUUAAAUAGUGGCAUAGGAAAAGGUUUGACUUGGAAACUGUAAUUGUAUUGAAGUAUUCAACAAUAACAGGUAUUGAAUUUAAAAAUUACCAGAUACAUGAUCAAACAUGAUGAUAGGACUGAUGUAAUAGCAAUAACAGUACCCAGGCUGUAAGUGUCAUCAACUUACAAUAUCUCAUGUUGGUAAAGAAAAAAUUACAGAUUAGAAUAUAGAAAAGGUAACAUGAUGUCAGUGUGGUAUCUUUUGCUGUUUGUUGGCAAAAUGGUACAGUUUACUUGCAGAAUCUGGUGUAACUUGGUUUCAUGAAAAUGAAGACUUCUAUUUCUCUUCA
Branchiostoma belcheri (Belcher's lancelet) is the source of this 3486-nucleotide messenger RNA. Its product is annotated as tumor protein p53-inducible nuclear protein 1-like. Gene Ontology annotation, cellular component: autophagosome; nucleus. Gene Ontology annotation, biological process: positive regulation of DNA-templated transcription; autophagosome assembly. The transcript is spliced from 3 exons. NCBI's taxonomy places the organism in Eukaryota, Metazoa, Chordata, Leptocardii, Amphioxiformes, Branchiostomatidae. The record is from RefSeq and is a predicted model, not a curated record. Bases 283 to 954 code for a protein of 223 amino acids.